Messenger RNA from Scheffersomyces amazonensis, 630 nucleotides. RefSeq names its product ureidoglycolate hydrolase. Gene Ontology annotation, biological process: allantoin catabolic process. Lineage: Eukaryota; Fungi; Ascomycota; Pichiomycetes; Serinales; Debaryomycetaceae. Gene Ontology annotation, molecular function: ureidoglycolate hydrolase activity; ureidoglycolate lyase activity. The record is from RefSeq and is a predicted model, not a curated record. Bases 1 to 630 code for a protein of 209 amino acids. The transcript has a single exon.
AUGGUUCUAAAGACAUUCGAUGUUUCUGGUAGUACUCUGAUAAAGGCAGAAAUAUUAACACCACAUUCAUUUGCACCAUUUGGAGGAGUAAUUAGUGCAGAUCAUCAAAUUGCAAAUGCUCCAUCUUCCAGUGCAAAUUAUGGUACUGCCAUAAAACUUCAUAAAGUUGCACCAAUUGUUAACAAUUAUUCAGAUUCUUCAAGUGGUACACCUGCCACAGCCAAUUGGAAUAUAUUUAGAUGUAAAGCUCCUACACAUUUAAUUAAAACUAACGGUAAAGAGAAAACCUAUUUAUCAAAAGUUCUUGAAAGACAUCCAUUUUCUACUCAAACUUUCCUACCAUUAGGUCAAAAAGCUCAACAGGCUUCUUAUCUUGUAAUAGUCACUAAAAGUGAUCCAUCAACAUCAUUGCCAGAUCCAACUGAGUUGAAGGCCUUUAUAUGCUAUGGAAACCAGUCCAUUACUUAUGGAGUUGGUACUUGGCAUGCUCCCAUGGUGGUAAUUGAUGAAAAUGUACCGCACAUUGAUUUCGCAGUAUUGAUCCAUGAGAAUGGAAUUUCCGAAGAAGAUUGUCAAGAAUGUUAUUUUGAGCCUGGGUUUAAUAUUGAAUAUUCUAUAGAUUAUAAAUAG